Molecule: messenger RNA, 2892 nt
Organism: Penaeus indicus
Lineage: Eukaryota; Metazoa; Arthropoda; Malacostraca; Decapoda; Penaeidae
Product: SLAIN motif-containing protein 2-like
Exons: 11
Coding region: 159-1613 (484 amino acids)
Biological process (GO): cytoplasmic microtubule organization; microtubule nucleation; positive regulation of microtubule polymerization
Cellular component (GO): microtubule plus-end
Source: RefSeq, a predicted model, not a curated record
AGCACCCCGAGUCACACAAACAGAUGGCCGACGUCCCUCUCUUUUUCCUCCUGACUGUGAACUCCCCCCUUAAAAUGCGACGUGAAACCGCACACGUGAGCUCCAAAUCGUGAAAAAAAAUCCCCGGGGAAGUGUUUUAAUGGAUGUGAGCCUGAAAGAUGAGUCUGAUCAUGGACAACAGGCUAGAGGCGAUGGACACGGAGGCGGAGGUGAAGAAGCUGCAGGCGCUCGUGAGGGAGCUGGAGCUGCAGAAUGAGGAGCUGAGGUCAGAGCGGCAGCAGUUGAUGAAGGACGGCGCUGGAGGUGGCAGUGGCAGUCCCGUGGGCGUGGGUGGAGGCGAGAAGGACGCCCAUUCGCAGCCCUCGACGCCCAAACGCCAGCAGGGACUCGCAAGCCUAGAGACCAUGGAUCCUAUAGGCGUCGAGGACUCGUAUUCCGACGACGAAACUUGGUUAUUUGAUUCCCCAAAAACGAAACCCCAUGACACAGAUUGGUUACGAAAAGAUGUGGAUGACCCAGCCCUUUGUGUUGUCAAAAAGUCGUUAAUUCAGAAAUUAGAUCAGAUUGCAUUGUCCCCCCACCACUCCCCCCGGCACUCGUUCAGCCCUUGUUCGUCGUCGGGAGUCUUGUCCCCCGACUCCCCCCCCUCCUCUCGAGGUGAAAUAGACACCAGAACCUUUGUGAGACCAAAGAAGAAAAGGUCCCUAGUAUUUGGUGAUGCUGUAAAUGAUGAAAACAGGAAUUCGUUGCUAAGGAGAGAUGGGAGUUCACGAGAGUGCCUAGCCCGAUCCAGUGGGUCUUUGGGGUCAGAGGAAGACGACCGACUCAGCUCCGCGUCGGAGGGGAGCUUCUCCUACCAGCUGACGGACGUGGCAGACGUCAAUGCCUUGGCCCGCCUGCAGGAAGAGAGUUUAAAGCUUCCUGACCCAAGAAGAGGUUCAAGAUUACCAGGUAUACGUGCAGGAAGUACUGGAAUCCCCUAUGCCUCGGGUGGUUCCGGGGGAUCGGCAACCAGCUCUCAGGAGGAUCUGUUAUCGGGUCCCCAUCCCGCGAGCAGCCCCCGCCGACCCAUGCGAGGUCUACAGCCUCCGCGACGCUAUGCCUCUCACGCGACUCCUUCCAGGGAAGGGUCUGACCUCUCCACACCUCCAGAUAGCCCCUAUAAUUCGCAGCACAAUUUAGAAGUUUGUAAUGGUAGGAGUGGUUCUCGUCUCCCUAGUGGCCUGAACCGAGGCUAUGGUAGUGAUCCCCGAUUAUUAGAGCACACCACGCCCACCAGUAGCCGUGGUGCGUCACCUGCCAGAUCCCACGAUUCUCCCUCUGCCUCGCAGUCUGAUAUCCGCCAAGGACCAAAGGGCUCAAGGCUACAGGCUCCUCAGCCUAAGUUUUCGCCAAGGCGGAAGGUGCGUAGCAGAUUAAGUGCCCCAUCGCCUGUACGUAUACCAAUGGGCGGAGCAUCCGGACUUCCACAACCCACAGAAAUCCCGCGGCCCAAAGCCACCGGUAUCCCCCGCCCUGGCUCUCGGCUCCAGCCCCCUAAAGCCAGAUCAGGAUUGGUCCAACCAAGAUUUCAAGCAGCGGCACAGGAUGACUGGAGGGACGGAUGCUUCUGAGACCCCCCUUGCCAGUCCUGAGGAGUCGCUGGGAUCUGCCACAGGAUUUGCUUAGGCUGUCAUCAACUCUAGCUCAAGAAUAUGAUUUUUUUUUUUUUUUUUCUUUUCUAUUAUUCUUUUUCUUUUUUUAUUCAAAUAUGUUGUGAAAAGAUUCUUCUAAAUUUAGAUAUUUUCCUAAGUACAGUAUAUAAAUAUGUAUGAUAAAUGUUAAAUGGACUUUGUUACUACAUUUAUAUUCAUACGAUAAUUUUUCUCGUAUGAGGAUUACUCAUAGUUGGUCUCAAAUGCACUGUGGUGGAAGAAUUUUAUUUUUUCUUGUUUUCAAAUUGGUGCUUUGGCCAAGAGCCAUAUUAAAAGGUGUUGCAGUGGUGAGCGUCUGAUGUGGUUAUAAUUACCUCGUUUAGAGGAGUGGUACUUAUCCAUGACCUAGUUUACCCUGAUCAAAUAGACAAGGACGACUCACCACCUGUGUAUCUGGUACUUUGAUAUUCAGUUACGUUUCAAGAGUAUGUACAAGAAAGUCUGUAUCUUUGAAUGUGACUUAGUUGUCGAAACCCUGUAAGGGCAAUCCUACUGGUGGCAAGCCAGUCCUAGAAAACAUUUAGAGUUUAGAGAAGAAAUUCAAGUGGCAACAGUGUGAUACCCCAGUGGUCUAUUGGCCGCACAUUCCAACUCUUCCUGGUCCUUACGUUUGGACCCCUUAGCUGCCGACAAUAGUGAGGCCUUCCUUUGAAUCUGCAUCAUGCUGAUCUAGCCCCCCCGACCCCCCAAGUUAGAUGAGAGGAGUAAUAAUGCAAAUUUUUUCACUUCCUCAUGUCUUUUUAUUACACAGGUUUAGGCUUUGUAACCCUUUGCUUCUUAUAUAAGCUUUAAGCAAUAAGUAUUUCUAAUCCCGACUUGGUUUUUUGGAUAGCAAGGAUCUAAUAGCGAAUCAGGGAAUCGCAAGUUGUUAGAAAUUUUUUUAAUAAUGUCUUAGAUCGUUUAAAAAAAAACAAAAAUAGAAGAAAGGAAAAAAAAAAAGGUUAAAAAAAAGAAGAAAAAAAAAAAGUUUCUGAGACACCAGUUUUCUCAACAGUUGAAGUUGAGGCAGUAACUUGCAUCCUCACUAACACCAAGAUGACCAAUAUGCUUUAGGGAAGACAAACAACCAAUGAUAGUACCUGCUGAUAAUUUUUCUCUUUUGUUUAUGAACAGUGACCAAUAGGUUUUAGGAAAGAAAGGAGGGGAUCCAGCAAUAGUUAACUAAUGAAAAGGCUGUUGUAGUGCCCCCAAAACAUGA